AUGAGUGUUAAAGGGCUUUCGCAUAUUCAUCACAAAGGACUCGUCCACUGUGACCUCAAGCCGGAGAACAUUCUUGUGUUUCCUUCAUUGGAUAAAGAGAUUGCAAACUAUCAAUUGAAGAUCAUGGAUUUUGAAUUAUCGAAGACCAAAGAGGAGGAAGCAGAUGUUGAGUUGUGGAAGUCCAAGCCUAGAGGUACGCUGUCAUACUUGUCGCCAGAAGCGUUUUUCGGUCAUAUUGAUGCUCCGAUGGAUAUAUGGGCACUUGGUUGCAUAGUGAUUGAAAUGCUCACUGGAUUGCCUGCCUGGGGUGAGAGUGUUUUGCAUGAGGAGUAUUUGGGGUACUUGGUUGAGCAUUUUGGAGAAUCACCCAAGAAGCCGCAAGGAAUCGAUUUUUUCUGUUAUGAUUUUCUGGAAAAUUGCUUUAUGAAGGAUCCUAGCAAGAGGUGGACUGCUGACAUGCUUUUUGGGCCUGAUGGCUAUGCCAUAGGGUUUCUUGGGUCAGGCCGUCUUCUUCUCCUUGAAGGCUUUGCCAAAAAGGAGUUGGAUUCGGGCGGUAUUAGGAAAUAA
Molecule: messenger RNA, 567 nt
Organism: Arachis ipaensis
Lineage: Eukaryota; Viridiplantae; Streptophyta; Magnoliopsida; Fabales; Fabaceae
Source: RefSeq, a predicted model, not a curated record